AUGAUUUCUUUUCUCGGUCGUGCUGAAUCGCUGGAGGGAGGAUUCUCUUUCUGUUCAUUUCUUUCUUUCUUUCUGUCUAUCUAUCUAUCUAUCUAUCUAUCUAUCUAUCUAUCUGUUUGCCCGCCUCACCACCGCUCCUCCGAACCUCAUCCCGACCUGCGUAGUGUGGCGAAAAAUGGUAUCGGUAAGACGAAAGCCAAAACCAAUGCUGUCAUCCACCUCUGUUUUCUCCUUCUUCUCCGUCUCUCUUUCCAGUAUCUUGAUCCACCUCUUUACUCCUCCCUUUUCUCCUUAUUUGAUGUCUUAGUGGAAAAAGAAGAAUGGAGACUCCCCGUCAUCUGUGGAGCUGGUAACCCGUCCGUCCGUAUUUACAAAUCAGUCACUUACUCGUCUCCGUCAACAAAUGACCUCACUCUGGGGAAAAACGUUAUUUUCUCAGUUUUCUUAAAGCCGACUUGA
Acanthosepion pharaonis is the source of this 459-nucleotide messenger RNA. NCBI's taxonomy places the organism in Eukaryota, Metazoa, Mollusca, Cephalopoda, Sepiida, Sepiidae. The record is from the annotation of a GenBank genome assembly.